AUACAUUCCAUUGUAUUAACGAUAACAUCUCUUUCACUUCCUUCAAAGCUCGCUCAUCUGAAACCACACAUUCAAACUAACUCUGAAAAAACUGAGCAGAGGAGAGAGAGAGAGUAAGCAAACAAAUGUCCAUAUCCAUGGCGUUAUUCUCCCCGCCGAUCUCAUCGUCACUUCAAAACCCUAAUCUCAUUCCCAAGAUCUCAGUCUCUCUCCUCUCCACCAAGCGCUUCUCUCUCGUCUCCGUCACUCGAGCCUCCUCCGACAACGGUACGACCACACCCGCGUCGGCUUCAGCCUCUACAACCACCGUGGAGAUUCCGAAGGUCGUUGCAGAGAAAGCUACGGUAAAAUCUCCGGCGGAGAGCUCCUCCGCCUCCAAAAACGGCGCCGUCGGUGGCGAAGAGGCUGAUCUGGCCACUACGACGGUAAUCAAAUUCCAGGAUGCGAAGUGGGUUAAUGGGACUUGGGAUCUGAAACAGUUCGAGAAAGAGGGGAAAACAGAUUGGGAUUCUGUAAUCGUUGCUGAGGCAAAGAGGAGAAAAUGGCUUGAAGAUAACCCAGAGACAACUACUAACGACGAGCCUGUACUCUUCGAUACCUCGAUUAUUCCAUGGUGGGCUUGGAUGAAGAGAUACCAUCUACCUGAAGCUGAGCUCCUCAAUGGUCGUGCUGCGAUGAUAGGGUUCUUCAUGGCUUACUUUGUGGAUAGCCUUACCGGAGUAGGACUUGUGGACCAAAUGGGAAACUUCUUCUGCAAAACGCUCUUGUUCGUGGCUGUGCUCGGAGUUCUUUUCAUCCGCAAGAACGAAGAUUUAGACAAACUCAAGGGUCUGUUCGAAGAGACGACGUUAUAUGACAAGCAAUGGCAAGCGGCAUGGAAAGAGCCAGAUUCAGACAAGUGAACAGACCUCUCUCGCUUUUGUUUCCCUUUCUUAUGUGAUGUUUGUGAUCAGUGAAAAGUCCCAAGAUGAUUUCUUUAUCGUAUUACUGAUUUCGAGAUUGUAAUAUUCUGGCUUUUAAAACUCUCUCUAUGAAGUAGUCCCAAAGAAAAUGUAGAGAAACUAAGGAUUGUCCUUCACUUGUAAACCAGAUCUCUUCCAUUGACUCUUGAAAUGAACUUUUUUUAUAUAAAAAAAAACACCAAUUAUCUAGUUACUAACAUGGCUCCCAUAAUAAAAGAUUUAAAUUU
Molecule: messenger RNA, 1189 nt
Organism: Thlaspi arvense
Lineage: Eukaryota; Viridiplantae; Streptophyta; Magnoliopsida; Brassicales; Brassicaceae
Source: the annotation of a GenBank genome assembly